This is a messenger RNA of Acipenser ruthenus (sterlet), 8064 nucleotides long. RefSeq names its product phospholipid-transporting ATPase IH-like. The record is from RefSeq and is a predicted model, not a curated record. Gene Ontology annotation, molecular function: ATP binding; magnesium ion binding; ATPase-coupled intramembrane lipid carrier activity. Gene Ontology annotation, cellular component: recycling endosome; plasma membrane; trans-Golgi network. The coding region runs from base 473 to 4090 and encodes 1205 amino acids. NCBI's taxonomy places the organism in Eukaryota, Metazoa, Chordata, Actinopteri, Acipenseriformes, Acipenseridae. Gene Ontology annotation, biological process: phospholipid translocation. The transcript has 30 exons.
AAGUAUAGUCUGACGUGCGCUAGAAGAAAAGCUCCCGAGCGGAGCGACUAGACAGGAUAACACAGGCACGGGAAAGGUGAGAAUGAGGGCGCUACUCGAAAAUUAAAAAGAAGAGAAGCGAAAAACACAAGGAAAGAAAAGCAACAGAGACAGAGAGAAAAAAAAAGACAACACAAGAAAACAGUGCGGGUUUCACGCACGACGAAAUACAAACGAGAGAAAUCAGAAAACUACGAGCACACUUAUAUUACCUAUCCAGCACCCACAGUUAAAAUAAGAUUUAAGAAGAGAAAGGAAAUUGUAAAGUCUCUUUGAUACCAAUGUACUGCCAGCCACAAUAGCCUCAUGGAUCUUAGAACAGAAAGAAGAGAUAGGUAGCGUUUCAGCGUUUGAAGAACAUUCGGAAAAUAUAUGUAUAUAUAUAUUUUAUGUACAUAUAUAUAUAUAAAUUAGUGGGAGCUGUCAAAUAAGAAUGGAUUGCAGCCUGUUGCGGAGUCUUAUUAAUAGAUACUGUGCCGGAGAAGAGAACUGGGUGGACAGUCGGACAAUAUACAUUGGGCACCGGGAACCCCCUUCAGGCACAGAUGCUUACAUACCACAGAGAUAUCCAGACAACAGGAUUGUUUCUUCAAAGUACACUUUUUGGAACUUUGUGCCCAAAAACUUGUUUGAACAGUUCAGAAGAAUUGCCAAUUUUUAUUUCCUAAUAAUUUUUCUAGUACAGUUAAUAAUUGAUACCCCAACCAGUCCAAUUACCAGCGGACUCCCACUUUUCUUUGUAAUCACAGUAACAGCUGUUAAACAGGGCUAUGAAGACUGGCUCAGACACAAAGCAGACAAUGCAGUGAACCAGUGCCCUGUCCACAUCAUUCAGCAUGGCAAAGUGGUGAGGAAGCAAAGCAGAAAAUUGCGGGUUGGAGACAUCGUCUUGGUUAAAGAAGAUGAAACUUUCCCAUGUGAUUUAAUCUUCCUGUCAUCAAGCAGGGAGGAUGGGACGUGUUUUGUAACAACUGCCAGCCUGGAUGGAGAAUCCAGCCACAAGACCUACUAUGCUGUACAAGACACAAAGGCAUUCCGUACAGAGCAAGAGGUGGAUACGAUAAACGCAACCAUUGAAUGUGAACAGCCCCAGUCUGACCUUUACAAAUACGUUGGCCGCAUAAAUAUUUAUCAAGACCGGGAUGAGCCUACAGCCAGGCCUUUGGGAUCCGAAAAUCUACUUCUUAGAGGAGCUACCUUAAAGAACACAGAACACAUUUUUGCUGUGGUCAUAUACACUGGCAUGGAGACCAAAAUGGCUUUGAAUUACCAGUCUAAGUCACAGAAAAGAUCUGCUGUGGAGAAGUCUAUGAAUACCUACCUGAUUGUCUACCUGUGUAUUCUGAUCAGUAAAGCUAUGAUCAAUACAGUAAUGAAGUAUGUUUGGCAGAGCGACCCUAAUCGAGAUGAACCUUUUUACAACCACAAAACAGAUUCAGAAAGGCAAAGGAACACGCUCCUUAAAGUGAUUACAGAUUUUCUGGCCUUCAUGGUUCUAUUCAACUACAUCAUCCCUGUGUCCAUGUACGUCACCGUGGAGAUGCAGAAGUUCCUGGGUUCCUAUUUCAUAACCUGGGAUGAUGACAUGUUUGACAGUGAACUCGGAGAAGGUGCUCUAGUUAACACCUCUGAUCUAAAUGAAGAGCUCGGACAGAUCGAAUAUGUUUUUACAGACAAAACGGGAACCCUAACGGAAAAUAACAUGGAGUUCAUUGAGUGCUGUGUUGAUGGACACGUCUAUGUACCUGACGCCAUCUGUAAUGGACAGAUUCUGACCGGUACUGUUGGCAUGGACAUGAUUGACUCUUCCCCUGGAGCAGGUGGAAAGGAAAGAGAGGAGUUGUUUUUCCGGGCCCUCUGCCUUUGCCACACAGUCCAGGUGAAGGAGGAAGAAAGUGUGGAUGGGAUAAAGAAAGGGCUUCAACCGUGUGGAAAAUCCUCCUCUGUUUACAUAUCGUCCUCCCCAGAUGAAGUGGCCUUGGUCGAAGGGAUGAAGAGACUUGGUUUCACAUAUUUGAGACUCAAAGACAACCAUAUGGAGAUAUUAAACAGGGAUGACGAUAUUGAAAGGUUUGAGUUGAUGGAGGUACUGAGCUUUGAUUCAGUUAGACGGCGGAUGAGUGUCAUUGUGAAGUCAAGCACAGGAGAAUAUUAUCUUUUCUGUAAAGGAGCAGAUUCUUCCAUUUUUCCCAGAGUUAUUAAAGGCAAAGUUGACCAAGUUCGAGCCAGAGUCGAGCACAACGCUGUGGAGGGCUUGAGAACACUUUGUGUUGCCUAUAAAACUCUCGCACAAGAUGAAUACGAGAGUGUCUGCAAACAGAUAAACACUGCGAAACUGGCCUUGCACGACAGGGAUAAAAAGUUGGCUGAGGCUUUUGAUGUUAUAGAGCGAGAUCUGAUUCUGCUUGGCGCAACUGCUGUGGAGGACAGACUCCAGGAUAAAGCUGCUGACACUAUAGAAUCCUUACACAAAGCUGGCAUGAAGGUGUGGGUACUGACGGGAGAUAAGAUGGAGACGGCAGCAGCCACCUGCUACGCCUGCAAGCUGUUCCACAGGAACACGCAGAUCCUGGAGCUCACCACCAAGAGAACCGAGGAGCAGAGUCUCCACGAUGUGCUCUUCGACUUGAGCAAGACCGUACUGAGGCACUGCGGCAGCCUAACCAGGGACACUGUAUCAGGGCUCUCCCAUGACGUGCCUGAUUAUGGUUUAAUUAUUGAUGGAGCGACGCUGUCUUCAGUCAUGAAGCCAACAGAAGAGGGCAGCUCUGGCAACUACAAGGAAAUUUUCCUUGAGAUCUGCAGAAACUGCAGUGCCGUACUCUGCUGUCGAAUGGCUCCAUUGCAGAAAGCACAGAUUGUAAAAAUGAUUAAAACGUCUAAGGAGCACCCCAUCACAUUAGCCAUCGGCGAUGGAGCAAAUGACGUCAGCAUGAUUCUUGAGGCUCAUGUGGGAAUAGGUAUCAUGGGAAAAGAAGGCCGACAAGCGGCUAGAAACAGCGACUAUGCAAUUCCGAAAUUUAAGCACUUGAAAAAGAUGCUGCUGGUGCACGGACAUUACUAUUACAUUAGAAUAUCUGAACUGGUGCAAUACUUCUUUUACAAGAAUGUCUGCUUCAUCUUUCCUCAGUUUUUGUACCAGUUCUUCUGUGGAUUUUCACAGCAGCCAUUGUAUGAUACUGCAUAUCUUACAUUGUAUAAUAUCAGCUUUACAUCUCUUCCAAUACUGCUGUACAGUCUAAUUGAACAACAUGUAAACAUGGAUAUACUUAAGAGAGACCCAUCACUCUACAGGGAUAUAGCCAAGAACUCUCUACUGCGCUGGCGGGUAUUUAUUUACUGGACACUGCUGGGGGUCUUUGACGCAGUGGUAUUCUUCUUUGGUGCUUAUUUCCUAUUUGAUAACACCACUUUCACAAGUAACGGACAGCUAAUGACAGCCAACACAAACAUGAUGUUUGGAAACUGGACAUUUGGCACUCUUGUGUUCACUGUGCUGGUCUUUACUGUCACACUAAAGCUUGCACUAGACACCCAGUACUGGACAUGGAUAAACCACUUUGUAAUCUGGGGUUCGUUACUGUUUUACAUCAUUUUCUCUCUUCUCUGGGGAGGCAUCAUUUGGCCUUUCUUGAACUAUCAGAGGAUGUACUACGUCUUUAUGCAGAUGCUGUCUAGUGGUCCUGCGUGGCUGGGCAUCAUUUUGCUCAUCACUAUCAGCCUCAUUCCAGACAUGCUUAAAAAAGUGAUAUGCAGGCAGCUGUGGCCCACAUCGGCAGAGAGAAUCCAGAAUGCUUUAAAGCACUCCAAGAGGGACAAUGUCUCAGAGUUUAGCCCUCAUUCCAACCUUAAGACUUCAAAAAGCAAAAGCAGUGAACACAGGAACCCUCAGCCUACAAGGUCUGGUCGUCUUUCCAAAAAAAUGAUGUGUACCCACUGGGGGGGCAACGAUUAUUGCACUUUUAACUCCUUCUUCAGCUUUUCUGAUAGCCCUCACAACUCCAGUGCGAGCUACUCGGACCGUGGGUCAGGCCUGGAAACCUCAGUGUAACCAAGACUUCACUACCUAAGCCUUUAAAAUACACAAUACAACUGUGUGCAUUGUUUUACCAACAGAGCUGGAAUACAUAUUUUGGCUCUGAAGGAUCAAUAAAACUAUUCUGAACUAGAUAUUGGCCCAUGCCUCUCCCUGGGCUCUCUGUACUACUGAUUUUAAAAGAACAUCCUGCACAGUCUGGUACUGUGUAGCCAGUGGCACUGCAAACCUUCCUUGUCUGUGAGCCCAACGUCUCCACUGCGGUUUAUUCCCAUCCCAGUUCUUCACGAGAUUACUUGAAUCAAAUAUUGUGACCUGAGCUUUAUGAUCAAUUUUCUUUUUAUUUAUUUAUUUUUUUUAAUACAAAAAACAAAUGCGAGGCGUCUUCAGGUGUUUGUUGGAUGACAGUCGUCUGUAUGUUGAUAUGCACAAGUGUGUAUUUGUGUUUGUUUCUGACUAGCCUUUUUCUUCUGCUGUUUGUAGAACAAACUGGUGUUGCCUGUGUGCAAAUCUUUUAUCAAGAAACACGCCCCAAGACAUUUUGUCAUAACUGCUUACACUGUAAGUCGCAAGGUGAAGGGAUUAGAUUGUUUGUGCUAGACUGUUCCCCUUUAAUGGUAGUGUGUGCAUGCUUGAAUGCUUAUAGAGUAGAUUUACAUUUCACUGGAAUGUCAAGUUAGCUGGUCAUUACUUCAGUUUGUUCCCUAUUAGGCAGCACUGCCACAAACACUACAGCUGUAGCAUUACUGCGUGAUGGUAAUACCCCUAUAUCCCACACGCCAUAAACUGAUGCAGGAUAAUCAAUGAUGAUUUCUACUAGGGGUGUGCCGAUGUCAGCAGGUAUUAAAUAAAUCCAUUUGUUAAUGUGUUGAUUUCAAACCUUCCAUCACCAUUACGACAGAGUACCAUUCAAUGGCAAUUAACUUCAGCAUUCAGUGCUUUGAAAGGUGAUUGGAGGCAAACUAUCCUCAUUUUACUGCUGUACCCGGGCCGUAAACUGACAAUGAAAUAAUGUUGCACAGUUAGCAAAUGCAACUGAUUCGUCACGUCAAUGUGACCUCUCCUUACCCCUAACACAGGAGCUACCGCUGUGAAAAAUGGGAUGUGUAUUUCUUUGUCGAGUGUAAUAAGAGAUUGCACCUUGCCCAGGACUGCAAUCCCACAAUUCACAGCAGAAAUUACGCAUUUCUAAGGAAAGUGAAAUAAAAAUGAUUUCAUAUCCAAAGUAUAAAACAAAGGUAAGACAUAUAAUUGCUUAAGAAUAUAAAUUAGUUUUCGUUAGCUUGAUCAUGACAAGUUAUUUAUUAAAUAACACUGUCAGAUUGUCAUUGAGUGAAACUCCAUAAUUGUGGAAACCGAGGGACAGUUUUGUUUUGACUAAUUAACAUAUUUAAUUAAUACCUAACAACUUCUAAUUUCUUAACGGUAAUUACUCAGAACAUUUGAGCACCUGCACACCCCUAAUUUGUAAAUUUAUUACGCAACAAUACAACAUAUUUGUAUUGUAGGAAAAAAAAAACAAAUACACCCCCCCAUGCAAAAUGAAAAAUAAAAAUAGCUGUAUUAGAAGUACACCAUGAUAACAAUAGAUCCUCUUAAUAUUAAAUCAGUCCAAUGCCUUUGUAACACUAGAACCACUUUAGGACAGUAUUCCUAUACUUCCUAGUUAAAAAUACAUCUGUGCUGCCAAAGCAGUGCAGGUUCAGAUUUAAAGGUGAAUACGCUGUAGAAGUCCUUUAUGCAUGGUAGCCAGUUUGCAUUGUGUCCAUCCAUUAAGCAUGUCUUCCUUUCUUUGUGUCCUUGUGUCUCUUCCUUGUCUUGAUUUCACACCCAGUGCUUUACUGAAACGAACAAAUGGGAAAGAAAAGUCUGUCCUUUCAUUUAUUUGAAUUUCAUUAAAGUGGUGUAUUUAAUGGGAUUUGAGGGUGGCUUUUUCAAUAUUAAACGUAAGUACGUGAAUUGUAUUAAGUAUGAACGUAAACAGGCACAGUGUAAAACACUGGUGUGGCGGAAUAGUGUCAGCCUCUUACAGCUCCGUCUUUCAUUUUAGCUUUCCUUUUCAUUUCAGCUUGCAUUACUGCAUUUUUAACACUUCUUAUUGGUUACACCAUUAACAAAGCAUCCGUUUUUUUUGGUUUUUAAAUCAUAUUUUCAUUUUGUUCAGCAUCAUUUCUUACUUUGUAUUUUUCUCAUUUCCAUCCUUCAGUGAUAAAUAAGAAGACGCUUGCAUGGUGGUUGAAACAGCUGCACUCCUGCUCUGCCUCCUAACAUUUCAGCUCACUGCAACCUCCUAACAGCCCUCUUUAUAAUCAUCAGCUCACUGAUCUGCUAUCAGCAUCUGGGCACAAAACUAGCAAACCACAGUAGCAGAAAGUAUGUUAACUUUGGAGAUGCGGGCUCUGCUAUUAACACCUUGGUUACUAAGAUACUGGAGUCUUUACUACUGUAAAUCCUGCACUGUACUGCAGCUGAUAGUACCUAAUCUUUAUAGUUUGCUUUGCUGUUAAUUUAAUCACAUGCUUGUUUUCACAGCCUUUUGAACAUAUGGACAAAAAACGAAAAGCAUAAAAAAGAAAGCAUCUCAGAAAUGUUCUGCUUGUCAUUACUUUCAUUUUAAAGUUUUUAUUGUGGCUAAAUCUUGACAAUUCCAUAGUUAUGCUUACAGAAGAUGUACUGUAUAGAUUGUUCCUGAAAUCUGGGACAAGGGUAGAAAGGGCAACAGAAUGUUGAAGUGACAACACCCCUAGUGCAAAAAGAGCUGUUCUGUUGUUCAGAAUGUAUACGUUGCAUUUGAAAAACUGUGAAAGCCAAAAUGCAAUGAACAUUACACUGGACUUUAAAAUUAAUUGCAGGUGAAACCAGCCUAUGACUUUAUGCAUGCACGUCAUUUUUUUUAGUUAAUUUUUAUUAUUAUUUUUUAAGUACCUCAUAUUUAUUUUAUACUUAUCAAUGUAGCCAUGUAGUGGUAUUAAACAUCAGAAAUCAUAUUUAGCUAAUUGAAAUGUAAGCUCUUUUCUGACAGUUCAGCAUAUUAAUGUCCACACUCACAUCUUCACAAAUUACUGUGAACUAUUGCACAGAAUAAACCCACUUGAGUUCAUUGAAAUGUAUCAAGGAACCACAGUACUAAACUGCAAAAGGGCACAUUAGUUUUUAUGCUGUGCAGUCAGUCGCAUCACUUCAGUCCCGAGUCUGUCAGAAUCUUUAUCACAGUCCUCAUUGCAUUAAACUCUCCCAUUCUCCAUUACUGUGCAAAUCAUGCGAGAUACAUGAAUAAAGGGUUCUGGUAACCCAAAACCACUGAGCUCCCUACAUCAAUACAUCUGGCAUACUCUGUUACAUUAAAAACGAAUGACGAUCACCAUAUGUGACUACUUGUUCAUUGCUAUCCAGAUUCUCGUGAAUAGUAAGCUCUGCUGUGUUUUGAAAUGCAUCUUGUGUGUAGUGUAUCUUACAUAGGUCUUUUGUAAAUCUUACAAACUGAGUUUUUGUUACUUUUGUACACUGCUAGGAUGAACAGAUUUUUAUUUAUUUAAAUGUCAACAAAAAAGUGCUGCUUUAUUGGUUUUAUUUUACUAAAAUACAAACUAUUAUACCAACUGUAGAAACCAUGUUCACUGCUGGGAAUAGUACAGCCAAAUGGAUUCAGUUUCAGUGAUGUCUGUAAUAAACUAACCCUGAAUCUUACUGUUUGUACAAUGGUGGGCAGAACGCAAUCAUGCCAGCUUGUAAACUUUAACAGAAUGUAUUUGUUUUCUUUUUCAACAAGUUGGCAAGACAGCAGGCUCUUUACUUAACUGAGGGUGAAAUGUAUACAAUCUGGGGGAAAGGGUAGAAGAUUAAAUUACUUUAUAGUCUGGUUUUGUUUGUGUACAUUUUUUAACAGAUUAAUGUCUGUAGAUAAUAUCUGUCAAUUUCCCAGCCUUUCGGUAGUAUAUUCAAGCAAAGAACUGUAACUCUGCCUGUAAUAAAGACAGAAUGAAAAGUCA